AUGAUGUUCUCAAACAAACACAUAAAUUUAUUCGUUCUCAUCUUGUUUUUGGUAACUUUAGUUGGAUCUUUUGAGAGUGCAAGCUCAUCAAAUAUUUUCAGAAGACAAGAUGCUGGCAAUGAUACCGACACAAGUGGAUCCGGUAAUUCUGACAUAAAAAAAUUAUGCAAAGGUUUUAAAUUCGAAAACGCAUUUGUUCAAGUCAAAAAUGGUGAGACUAUAACAGUGACAUGGUCAAAAGGAGCAUCUAAAGUAGAAUCCGUAAUAAAUUGUGAAAUGUAUGGUGAAGCGGAAGCGAAUAGUGUUACAUUCUUUAAACAAAUAUGGCUUGGUGACGUUAAGUUUGUCGAUGGUUUAACCGCCGUAUCGGCACUGGUUAAGUUUGAAGUUCCACCUGGUGCUAAAUUACCUCAAAGUAUUUUAUUACGUACUUGGGGUACAACCAGCGAAGGACCACAUUGUACUACUUACACGUAA
This is a messenger RNA of Funneliformis geosporum, 477 nucleotides long. NCBI's taxonomy places the organism in Eukaryota, Fungi, Glomeromycota, Glomeromycetes, Glomerales, Glomeraceae. The record is from the annotation of a GenBank genome assembly.